Molecule: messenger RNA, 2184 nt
Organism: Ophidiomyces ophidiicola
Lineage: Eukaryota; Fungi; Ascomycota; Eurotiomycetes; Onygenales; Onygenaceae
Exons: 5
Coding region: 1-2184 (727 amino acids)
Molecular function (GO): protein binding
Source: RefSeq, a predicted model, not a curated record
AUGACUUCUUAUGCGAGACCGAAGUUCAAGAUGGUAUUUGAUGAUGAUGAAGAAGACCACAGAAUUCGGGUCGACAUACGGAAAGUGGAACCGGGAAAACGAAGGUUCCCACGCGGAAGCAAUAUGCUCCCUGAAGUCGCCGAAUGGAGGAAUAAUCUGACAGCUUUGUCUCAGCACCGCAACCUUUACUUUGUUGCUUCGAUGCGUCAGGUAUAUGUCUACCAGCCGGCAUCUUCUUCAGUGGGGUCUAAACCCGCCCUAAUUCUAACACCUACUUUGAAAGAACCUGCAGCUCCUGGCUUCAUAUCCCAUUCUUGCCCUCAUGCUAUUAACCAUAUCGUUGUUGGUGACCUCGGAAACGAGGAAAUUGUGCUUCUAGCCACGGACUCGGGAAAUAUUGCGGCCUAUUGGACUGAGCGCAUUUUUUCUGCCCUCGAACAUAGCAAAAGUUCGGAGCCUCAAUCACCAGAAGCCCUUGGGGCUAUUGUACCCUGUUUCUUCUCUGAUUGGGUUAAGCAAAGCGCCUGGGGAUUAGCUAUCCACAAGUUUGCACGCAUGAUUGCUGCAAGCUCGAAUACCUCUGAAAUUACUGUUUGGGCUUUCGCUUUGGCUGAACAAGCGGAAUCUAUGCCUGCAUGGAAUCUCGACUAUACAGACGAGUGGUCUGAUGUUACAACCGCCACGCAAUUUGCAGCCCUCCGUUUGAUGCCUGCCUGGUGUCGCCGCUCUCGAAGCAUUCGUAUCACAUUGCGUGGGCACUAUAAUAAUAUCCCAUGUGUCGGGUUCCUGAGCUCAGAAAUCGACCGUAAUGGGGAAUGGCUUGUGAGCACAGAUAUUACUAACAGACUGCUUGUCUGGAGAAUUUGGGAAAGCCCAAACCCAUUGAAAGAGUGGGAUUUGAAUCACCCAUGGCAAGAUGGAGACCAGAACUAUACUGCUGAUUCGUAUGACCGUGGAUGGAGUGUGCUAGCCCUGGAUAAUAGAUCUUUUCGCAUAAAACGCUCCAUUCGUGAAGCGUGUGGUGGUCACCCAUUUUCCCUCAACGAUUACUCUCCCUAUGAUUUAACACCGCUCAUUCAUUCCAUCCCUGACGCAUCCACAACUUAUAUAGUUGACCCACCCAACCGUCGGAACCAGCCACAGCAUGACCAAGCCAUAAUUGGGCUGGAACUUUCUGACAACUUCUUUGAAGACUCUGAUCAGGGAGAUGGAGACGGAGAUGGUCUGAUGACUCUAGCCAUGAACCCGAACGUCGGUUUUCCCGUUAUCCAAGCAACCCCGACACAGCCCGAAAACAUGCCUCUUCCUACAGCCACGGAGAAUGGUCCAGGUACUGAAGAAAUGAAUCUUGAUGCUCAUGAGUUGAUUGGUGCUGGUGGGGCUGGAGAGGUCAUCGAAACUGAGGAGGAUUUUAUAAAUGAUGAUGACGAUGAUGAUGAUGAUGGUACCUACCUAGUCGAUGCUCUUCUUGAACGCCUUUAUGGGGCAACUGACGAUUUUACGAAACAAUCAGACGAACCCGCGCCGUCGAUGAUAGAUUCCACUAUACUUAGCAAUCUUCGGUAUCUUGAGGAGAAAUAUGGGGCUUCUUUCUCAAUUCUUCAUUUGUCUGAAGCUGAUGUCCAAUUUCUUCCAAGUCAAUUCUGUGCGAAACCCUCUGUCUAUUGUCGAAUGGUACUCAGACAAACAGUCCCAGCAUUAGCCCCGAUUCUUCAGAACUACGAUCGUUUCAACAUGGUCCACCAAAUUCCUGAGUUAGGAGUUGUAAUCGCGGCGUCCCAAAAGGGCCGUGUUGCCAUAAUAUCCUUAACUCAAGGUCCAGAAGGGGGUCGGUACAUGAGAGUUGAUAAUAUUGUGCCCUUUGAAAGUCAAGAGAGGCUGGGCCAAAGACCCCUUGUACAACUACUGGGAAUAGCGGUUGGCCCCAUUGAAAGUAACCUCAUCCCCGUUGAGGCAGACUUGAAUAAUCAAUCUGAUGCUGAUUCUGAAACCCACCCGAGACCUUUUAAAAUUCCGUCAACUCCUCGCGAAUCCUGGCAUGGAUCUCAGUAUUCUCGCAAAUAUCGUCUCAUCCUAACGUACUUCGAUCAUACUGUGCUGUGGUAUGAAUUGUCGUAUGACUGGCCCGCUGGUGUUCUUGGAGUUAAUCAUGAUGAUAGAAUAGCAUUUACGUUGGCUCCUUGA